AUGGCGCAGCGAUGGCUGCUGGGGGCGGAAGUGAGUGUGGGGCGCUGUGGGGGGGACAGCAGGGAGGAGUGGGAAGCGAUGCCUGUACUGGGGCUGCGGGAAGAGAUGAGCAUGAUCAAGCUCUUGCUCUCUCAUCCCCUCGCCCAGGCUAAAGGCAACGACGAUGUGUGUGCGUGCAAUAGGGUUGGUGGGACGACUGGCAGCAUGGCACAUUCGCUGGGGCUCAGUGUGCAGGCGGGGAAUGCACAGGGUGCUGCUGCUGCUUCUGCAGCGGCAGGAGCAGCAGCUGCCGCUACUCAUGCUGGUCCUGUUGUUGUUCCUGGUGGUGGUGGUGAUGCUGCUGCAUCUGCUCCUGCUGCUGCUGGUGCUGACGCGGUGCCAGCACCAGAGCAGCCGUCCCAUCCAGCCCCUGCUUAUGAAUCCACAGCAGCAGAAGCACAGCAACCACCGAACACCUUACACAACCCCUCCACCACCCCAGCAUCCCUGCAACCACCAUUUGAACCCCCAUCAGUAACAGCAGCAACUGCAGCAGCAGCAGUGGUGCCGUGUGCCGUGGUGCGGCAGGCAGAGGCUCUCAGGGACUCCUCUCUGGACACGGCUCUACUGGCAGCAGCACACGGCAAGUGUCCCUGGUGUGCUCGCCGCUUGCCCUCUCCCCUCACCGCCUCCUCCUCUGCGUCACCCCAGCAGCGCCAGGGCUCAUGGGCGGGCACGCUUCGCCUCAAGACUCAUAUCCAUAUGAUGCCCUCACCGCUGACUGCUGCGCUGCUGGCGGGGGAAGUGAAGUCGCUCCUCCUCGCUGCCUUUGGCUCCCGCCGCCUCACCGGCCCGCUCUCCCUCCCCGCCCUCGCUGCUCCCACCCGCCCCACGCUCCCCAUCCCCACCCCCACAACCUCCCCUGCUGCCUCCCCCUCCUCCUCCCCCGCUCCCCCCGCUCCCCCCACCACCAUCAAGCCACCUUCCCCUAAAGCUCAAACCGAAGCCGCGCCUGCUGCUGCUGGUGAUGCAGCAAAGGUGGGGGAGGAGGUGCGGGGAGAGAAGGUGGUGGGGAGUGGAGGAAUGGAGAAAGCGGCAGUGGCGGAGAGUCCAGUGGGGAAGGCAGGGGGUGGCGCAAGUGAUGUGGGAAAGGGUGGGGUGGAUGGGGGAGGGGAUGGUGGGCGGCAGGGAAGGGGUGGGGUUGGGGAUGCGAGAGUGAGAGAGGAGGUGGAGGAGGGAGAGGCUGUGGAGAUGGAGGAAGGGGAGGCAAGGGAGGAGGGGGCUGUGGAGGAGGGUGAAGCAGUGGAGGUUGAGAGGAGACGGAUGGGAGAAGAGGGGGGGAGCAGGGGCGCACGGGGAGUGAGGUGGGAGGGGGUGAAGGGCGGGGGUGGUGAGGAGGGGAGGGACGGGAGCAAGGGGGUGAAGGAGGAGGGUGAGGCAGGGGUGGUCGGUACAACGGCCGGUGCGAGUGGGGGGGUGGCGGAGGGUAAGGGCGUGGGCGCACGUAGGGAAGAGGAGGAGGGGGAAAGGAUGAAGAGGAGUGGCCCAGGCGGAGGGGUGGAGGCAGAGGGCGGUAAGGAGGUGGAGGGGAGUAAAAAUCCGAAAGGGAGUAAGGACGUGGAAGAGAGUAAGGAGGUUGAGGGUGAUGAAGAGGAGGCAGGGAGCAGAGUGCGGAGUGUGGUGGCGCUGUGUCCGCCGGCAGUGCUGGUGGGGUAUCAGGACGACUGGCUUGCCACGUCGCCCUCGCUGCUCCGCCUCUGGGACAAGGCGCCCUUUGAACCCUACUGCCUGCCUAAACCCCUAUCGGUGCUGGCCAUCUGUCCCGCGCUGCCUGCCCUCGCUCGCCCCCUUCGCUCCUUCCUCUCCGACCUCGCUUCAGCACUCAUCCAAUCUUGCUUCACCGUUCCGCACCGCGUCCUUCCCCUCCCCGUGCGCCCACUACAGUCCCGCGCCGUGGGUGCUUUCAGUGACGCCGUGGCAGCUGCUCUCGCCAAGCUGCCUCGCACUGCCCUCUUCCCCCCCACCAACUCCACCGACCCUGACCUUUGCCCCUCCACGAUUGCUCGUUUUCCCUCCUUCCACCCCUCUACUCUUGCUUGUCCGCCGCUGUUCCUCUCUGCCUCGCUGUCCCUCUCUGCCUCGCUGUUCCUCUCUGCCUCGCUGUUCCUCUCUGCCUCGCUGUUCCUCUGUGCCUCACUGUUCCUCUCUGCCUCGCUGUUUUUCUCGUUCCAUCGGCCCCUCUUGGCGCAUGCAUCUAAAGCUGAGUCGCUGCUCCUGCUGGUGUGCCCCUGGACAUCCCCUGGGGCGUGCCUCUCCCUCUUCCUCCGCACUGCUGCCCACACCCACGCCCUCACGCUCGCUGCUGCCAAAGACACAUCAGCGUCAGCAUCACCCACAGCCGCCCAUCCCGCUGCUCCGCCCAGUCUCACGCUCUUCCCGCGUCCGCUCACAGUGCAUCUGCUGCCCAUGUCCCACGUGCUCUCCCUCUCACACUCUGCACGCGCCAGCUCCCUCCGCCAGCUCGCCCUCUCGCUCUUCUCCAAAGUCAGACGCUCCCUCCUCCCGCUGCCACACUGCCCUGCUCACACUGACGGGGGAAAUGCAGCAGUAACAGCAGGAGCAGGAGGAGGGGGAGGAGGCGGAGAAGCAGGAGCAGGAGCAGGGGCAGGGGCAAGAGCAGGAGAGGGCGUGGGAGGGAUGGGGGGAAACGAAAAGGUGGUGGAGGGGAGAGGGGGGGAAGACGGCAGCAGUCACGGCGGGACGAGUUCUGGGGUGCCAGCAGGCAGCGGGGCUAGCAUGGGGGAUGUGGGAGGGGGUGUGGUGAGGAGCAGUGGUAGUGGUGGUAGCAGUGGCGGUGGUGAUGGGGGCGGGGAUAGGGAUGUGCUAAGUGAGUUGGCGAGGAGGGGAGGGGGUGCGGGGGCUAUUGGAGUGAGGGGAGGGAUCAUGGAUCGCCUCAGCAGACAGCCCAUGCAGUCGCCCGCUGCUGCAGCGCCAGCAGGAUCGAGCAACCCAGCAGCAGCAGGCGCAGCAGCAGAGGCAGCUCCUGCACACGCAGCAGCAGCAGAAGCAGCAGCAAGAGCAGCAGGAGGAGGUUCUAGUAGUGCUGGUGCUGCACCAGAGGCGGACUGCAAAAAUGCACCUGCUUCUCAUCCCACGCCCGCACACGCCUCCUUCUCUGCCUCUCCGUCCCUGGCACCCACCACCCCCUCGCUUCUCCACGAGCCGCCCUUCAUUCUCGCCGCCCCGGGUUCUGCCUCUUCCUCUCUCUCCCUGCCCUGCCCUUCCCGCACCCGUAGUGCUGACGGGGGGGAGCAGAGAGCAGCGAGCAGCGUGCAAGGGGAGGCAGUGGGGAGUGAGGUAGCUCCCAAGGUGGAGCAGCAGGGGAGGAGCGAGGGCAAGGCGGGAUGGCCCAGGGAGAGAGUGAGCGGUCACCCUCCCCUCUCCCCGUCUCUCACUCCUGCUGCUGCUGCUGCUGCUGCUUCUGCUGUGCCCGGGACCACAGCAGUGGGAGGCACGGCGUCGCAGCAAGGUGCAGCAGCAGCGCAAGGUGCAUGGGCGGGUGGGGUGGCAGGGGGCCGUGCAGGGGUGACGGGGGCAGCAGCGGCGCCCACCAGUGGAGCAGGAGGGGGGACAGGAGGGGCAGCUCCGGGGCACAAGGGACCCCUGGCGCUGCACUGCGUGUACAUGUGGGGGGAUGACUCUGCACCUGACACUCCUUCCGCUCCUGGUGCUUCUGGCACUGCCAGCGCUUGUGGCUCGGAUCACCCCUUGGGCCUCCCAAGCGCGACAGUGAAGAGAGUGAAGGGGCGUGGAGCGGGCAGCAGGGCAGGGGGGCCUGCAAGGGUGCCGUGGGUGGUGGCGGUGUGGACGGACUCCCGGGGCGAAUUGCUUGAGACCCGCGUGGUGCACGGCCGGGCAGGUGCUGGGACAGAUGGGGAGACUGGAGAGGCUGCGGAGGGUGGGGAGAGUGAGAAGGGAGGGGAGACUGGGGAGGGGUUGAGGGGUGGUAGCGGAAGAAUGGGUGAUGGAAGGGGAGAGGGGGAGGGUGGGGAUGGAGGGAGGAAUGUGCGGGGUGCGGCGGAGGGCGGGGUUGGAGGUGGUGGAGAGGGAGGGAGAGGGGCUGCUGAGGGGGAGGGAGGUGACGAGGAGAUGAGGAGGGAUGGGUGUUGCGCGGAGGGGGAGAGGAAGGAUGGGAUGGAAGUGGAUGGAGGGGCGGGCAUGGGGGAAAGUGGUGGUGGUGGGGUGGCAGGGAGCGUGUUGGAGCAGGUGCUGCAGGUGGGCGUGGAAGUGGUGGCGCUGCUGCAGCACAAGGCACGCCUGCAGGCAGGCAGGGAUGCGGAGAAAGGGCAAGGGGACGCGGGGAAGGGGAGGGAGGGCGGUGGGGAGGGAGGGGAGGAGGAUUGGUGGAUGGCCCAGCGGCCGGUGUAUGUGGUGAAGGCGGGGCAGGGAAUGACACGUGCGGAGCUGCAAGUGGGAGAGCAGGUGCAGGGCCGGGUGUCUCAAGAAGCUGCGAGCAGCACUCCUCCUGUCGCCCCCGCUCCCGGUGCCUCUAACCCCCUCUCCCACGCCACUGCCCUUGCAGCCGACCCCCCCCCUCACCUGUCCAGCCAGGGAGCAGACGAGCAGGAGAAGGGACCGGAGAGCCAUGGGGUGGCUGUGGGGGGUGAGGGGGCGGGUGUAGCAGAAGGGACGCGGGAAGGGAGUGUGCAGGUGGAGGGACACCCUGGGGUUGGGACGGUGGGAGAGAGAGUGCCGGGUGUGUGGCAGGGCAUUGCAAGCGUGACCGUUGCAUGGCUGCAUGUGGUGCCACAGCUGCAACUCAUGUCAAUACCACCGCCGCCCCCACCCUCCCCCACUCCCUCUCCUGCCCCUGCACCUGCUCCCUCUGUCCUUACCCCUUCCCUCCCUUCGCCGGCUCUCGGCCCCGCUGCCUCCCCUAUUCUCUCCCCCAUGCAACCACGCCCCACUCCAUUCCCGUCCCCACUAUCCACGCGCCACACUGCCACCACCCCCACCACACUCCCCCUUCCAGAGCCCUUCUCCCCUCCCCUUGCACCCCUGCCCCCAUCCUCCCGAACCACUUCCUCCCCCAUCCCUCUCCAUCCCCCUCCUCUCCCCCACUCGCCCUUCCCCCACGCGCCCUUCCCCCCCCGCAUCCCCCAUGAAAGCACACACCCUCUGCACCCGCCACUGCCCUCACCGCCCCUGCAUGGGGCAAUCGCAAUCCCCCCCCGGGGUCCCUUGCAGCUUCCCCAGCAGCACGGGGCAGGGUCUACUCUGCUGCUCGUGCCCCAUGCUCCAUGGAUUGACCUCUCCACCCCUGCACACUCCCCCUGCAACCCGCCGUACUUCCCUCCCACUCCUCUGCACCGCUUGCGACCCCCCAAGCGUGUGCGCCCUGCUCUGGGUCGGCUCCAGAAACCCAAGCAGAAGAAGCAGCGUGUGCCGUUGCUGCUAACCCCCCCACCUCCUCCCCCUUCCCCCUGCGCCCCGCUCCCCCUCCCCCUGCGCCCGCUUGUGGCGGCUCAAGUAACACGAGCGCUGCUGCUGCGACUGAGGCGGCAGCAGGAAGUGGGGAUGAGGAAGGGGAAGCGGGAUAAGUUGAUAGAAGGGGUUAAGGGAAGGACGAAAGGUGGAGUGGCAGCAGUGGGUGUGAGAGGGAGGAAAGCCAGCAGGGGUGAAGGAAGCAAUGAUGAAAGGAUUAAGAGCAAAACAGGCAAGGGGAAAGCAGGUGAAGAGAUUAAGACCAAAUUAGGCAAGAGGAAAAGGGUUGUUGGGAGCAAGGGUGAAAGGAGUAAGAGAAAAAAAAGCAAGGGGAAAUCAGGUGAAGGGAUUAAGGCCAAAUUAAGCAAGAGGAAACGGGUUAUAGGGAGCAAGGUUGAAGGGAGCAACGAUAAAGGGAACAAGGGUAAAGCGAUUAAGGACAAAGAGGGCAAGGGAAAAGGGGGUGAAGGGAGUAAGGGCAACGCGAGUAAGGGUAAACGGAGCACGAUCAAAGGUGAUGGAGUCAAGGCGAGAGGAGAGAAGGAGGUGAAGAAGGAGAAGGGGAAGGAGGAGAAGGGGAAGGGGAAGACGAAGGAGGGUAAGAAGGAAGAGGGGAAACAGACGCAGGGGAAGGAGAAGAAGGGGAAGGAGAAGAAGGGGACGAAGGAGGGUAAGGAGAAGAAAGGGAAGGAAAACAAGGGGACGAAGGAGGGGACGUUGAAGAAAGUGAGUGUGGAUGGAGUGAAAGUGAAGGGAGUUAAGGGAGUAAAAAGGCAGGGGAAGGAUAAGGAGCUGGGUACAGGGAAGGUGAAGGGUGGGACGAUGAUGAAGAAGAAGGGUGUAACAAUCGGGAAGAAAUCAGGCGGUUCUAGUAAGACAAAGACAGGUGCUGCUAGUGCAAAGAAAACAGGUAAGGAGACAGGUAAAAAGACAGGUAUUGAUAGUGGGACGAAGACAGGUAUUGCCAGAGGAGAGGAAAUAGGUAAGAAGAUGGGUAUUGAUAGUGGGAAGAAGAAAAAAAUAGGUAAGGAGACAGGUAUUGAUAUUGGGAAGAAGAAUAAAAUACGAAAGAAGACAGGUAUUGAUAUUGGCAAGAAGAAGAAAAUAGGAAAGACAGGUCUUGGUACUGGGAAGAAGAAGAAAAUAGGAAAGACAGGUCUUGGUACUGGGAAGAAGAAGAAAAUAAGUACGAAGACAGGUGUUGAUAGUGGGAAGAAGAAGACAAGCCGUGCUGGUACGAAGGUGGGCCGCAAAAGCAGCAAGGAGGGAAAACUGGUGAAGUCAUUGCGGCCAAAGAUAACACUGGGCAAGGCCCGGAAGGCAGCGAGGCGGGGUGUCACAGCAUCAGAAGUGCACAAGGCGGCAGGCAGGCAGGCAGGCAGGGCGAGAGGCCAUGGCAAGAAGGGGCGGAAAGAGGCACGGAAGGAGUGGAGGCGAGUGUGGCGGGAGAAGAUGCGCGAGGUGGGGCGUAUGGUGCGAGAGCUGACUGGUGGGGAGGACGAUGGGCACGAGGGCGUGCGUGGUGUGGCCACAGCAGUGAUUCUCAGCACGGCGACACACCGAGGGUGUGCGGGAGGGGAGGGGGGGACGGCAGCAGGGGCAAGCGGUGCAGCAGCGGCAUGGCUGGGGCUGGAGGGGCUAUCGGUGGGAGCAGCACAGGAGGCGUUUCGGCUUGGGUUGCCCUGGCAGGGUGCGUACCUGCCUGCUGUGACUAACAGUGGAUUCCUCUCCCGCUCUUCUUUCUCUGGUGGCAGUGGCGGUGGCAGUGGCGGUGGGGGCUUGGGUGCGCGGCUGGGGUCACAUGGAGCUGCACAUGCAGGUAGCGCAGCUGCUAGCAGUGCUGCUGCUGCUGCUGCUGCUUCCUAUCCCCUUCUCGCCCCUGCAGCAUCAGCAGCCACAGUGGGAGGUGGCGGUGUAAUGGCAGGAGGGAUUGGGUGUGGUGCUGGGGGAGGGGUGGUGGCUGUGAUUGUUGCGGCCCACUUUACUGCAGGGCCUGCUGUUGCUGACGCACGGCAGAAGGUCGGGGAAGCGGAAGGCAAGCAGGAGGGGAGGAACGCCUCGAUUCAGGACAGGAGAGGCAAUCGUGUGGUGGGGAGAGGUGCUGAUGAGCGACAGAGGGCGGGUGGUGGAGUGACAGACAGUAUGAGGAAAGAGGGUGACGGGCGGGAAGGUGUGGGAGUGGGAGUGAAGCGAGGGAGGGAAGAGGAGGGCAGUGGGGCAGGAGGGGUGGAGCAGGGGGGAGAGGAGGGGAUUGCUGGGGGUAUCAGAAAGCGGCAGCGGGUGGAGGCAACAGGUGUAGGGGCAGGGGCCAGUGGUGGGGGAGGUGGGGCGAAGGAGAUCAAGGUUGGGGUGAAGGAGGGCAAGGGUGGGGAGGGCAAGGGUGGGGAGGGUAGUGUAGAUGCCAGGAGGGGGGAGGGUGUGGAGUGCAAGGCUGUGGAGAUGGGUUCGAAGGUGCCAGGCAGUGGUGAUGGCAGGGCGAGUGCAGAGCACAGAGAAGCAGCUCCAGGGACGUCUCAAAAGGCGAGUGGUGCACCGAGAGAGGCCCAGACCGGGUAUGGCGGGGAGACAAGAGGGCCGGCACAGGACAGGAAUGGCAGGGGCGUGGGCAGCGAGGGAGGACGGGAGGGAGAGGAACAGGGGAAACAGAAGAGCGUCACAGGCAGCAAAGGGGGUGAGAAAAGGGAAGGCGAAGUGGGCGAGAGUGAGUGGUGGGAGGCAGCAGCAGAUGCGGAGGCAAGGCGCGUGGCGCAGCAGCUGGGAGCAGAGCUGCAUGCGCUCUCCUGGCUGUCCGUGUCCCCUGCCAGCCCCUCCCCGCUCUCCCACCUCCCCUUCCACUUCCUUGUGGCCGCGCGCCUGCUGCUGCUGCUGCAGCACGUGCCGUGCGCUGCACCUGCGUAUGUACCAAGCGGGGCGAUGUGUGGUGCUGGUGAGGCGGAGGCAGGUGUGGGUGUGGGAGCGGGGGGAGAGGGUGGUGGUGCAGCGCGUGGAGGGGAGCAGGUUGAGCAGGCAGCAAACGUGCGAGCGCACAGUCAAGGCGCAUGCUUCUGA
Molecule: messenger RNA, 8511 nt
Organism: Closterium sp. NIES-65
Lineage: Eukaryota; Viridiplantae; Streptophyta; Zygnematophyceae; Desmidiales; Closteriaceae
Source: the annotation of a GenBank genome assembly